This is a messenger RNA of Rhinopithecus roxellana (golden snub-nosed monkey), 930 nucleotides long. It is a transcript of the gene NKX1-2, whose product is annotated as NK1 homeobox 2. Gene Ontology annotation, biological process: cell differentiation; regulation of transcription by RNA polymerase II. The transcript has 2 exons. Gene Ontology annotation, molecular function: DNA-binding transcription factor activity, RNA polymerase II-specific; RNA polymerase II cis-regulatory region sequence-specific DNA binding. The record is from RefSeq and is a predicted model, not a curated record. Gene Ontology annotation, cellular component: nucleus. The coding region runs from base 1 to 930 and encodes 309 amino acids. NCBI's taxonomy places the organism in Eukaryota, Metazoa, Chordata, Mammalia, Primates, Cercopithecidae.
AUGCUGGCAUGGCAGGACGGCGGGGCCAAGGCGGCUCCCUCCCACCACAAGAUCUCUUUCUCCGUCCUGGACAUCCUGGACCCGCAGAAAUUCACCAGUGCAGCGCUCCCGGCCGUGCGCCCGGCUCCCCGGGAUGCCAGGAAAAGUUUGGCGGAGAUCGAAGCGGGGAAAGAUGCCAGCUCCAGGGACCGUGUACGACAGCUGGAGACCCCUGAUGCUGCAGGCCCAGGCGCCGGCCAGGCGUCACCCCUGGAGGGUUCCGAAGCGGAAGAGGAGGAGGAUGCGGAGGAUCCGGUGAGGCCGCGGCGGCGGGAACGGGCUGCGCGCUUGCUGCCGGGCCCAGCGCGCUCACCUGACCCCCCGGCCGGGGCAUUGGCGUCUGGGGAGCCCUGCGAGGACGGCGGGGGCGGCCCUGUGGGGUCCCCCCCGGGCUCCCCCGGUUCCCCGCGGCCCAGGCGCCGGCGCGUGGUGCCCAACUGCGCCAAGCCGCGGCGCGCGCGCACCGCCUUCACCUACGAGCAGCUGGUGGCCUUGGAGAACAAGUUCCGGGCCACACGCUACCUGUCCGUGUGCGAGCGCCUGAACCUCGCGCUGUCGCUCAGCCUCACCGAGACGCAGGUCAAAAUCUGGUUCCAGAAUCGCAGGACCAAGUGGAAGAAGCAGAACCCAGGUGCCGACGGCGCGGCGCAGGUUGGGGGUGGCGCGCCCCAGCCAGGUGCGGCGGGGGGCGGCGGCGGCGGCUCGGGGGGCAGUCCUGGCCCUCACGGCACCGGCGCUCUGCCCUUCCAGACUUUCCCCUCCUACUCCGCGGCCAACGUCCUCUUCCCGGCCGCCGCCUCCUUCCCGCUGACGGCUGCCGUCCCCGGGAGCCCUUUCGCGCCGUUCCUCGGGCCUUCCUACCUGACCCCCUUCUACGCCCCGCACCUAUGA